AAGGAGGAUCCGGUUUGUCUCCUCAGAACUGGAUCUUCGCACGUUAUGAAAUGGUGUUUCUCUCUUUCUCUUCUAGAGAGAGAAAGCCAGUGAGUGAUGAUGAGUGAGAGAACAACACCAACAAGGCAACAAACAACAGCAACAACAACAACCCGAUUCAAUUCAACUCGACCCAACCGAACCCGACUCACUCUUCCUCUUUCCUCUCAGUUAGAGUCAGAGUUUUGUUUCUUAGCUUAGCUCAAUAGCUCUCCCCCAUUAUUACAAACCAAACCUCUCAGCUUUCUUUUCACUUUCUCUUUGUAAUGAGAAAACAACCCUGUAUAUUUUCAGUGCUGCUUUUCUCUCUCAAAUGGUGCUUCACUUCUUGAGCCAUUGAAACACAAAAGAACGAAACUUUAAAAACACAAGAACCGAACUUUGUAGCUUUUCUGCUUAAAGCUUUGAUCUUUGCAGCUCUGUUUGAAAUGUAGUGUACUGGGUCGUUUUCGAAACUCUGAGCUGCGGAGGCUUUAUAUUUGGGUUUUGGGAGUUCUUUUCAUGGUGUUGAUGAGUAUUGCUUCAAAGCCAUGAAGAACUUUCAGUGGUAUAAGCAGAUUUCCAACAAUGGCAAACCAGAGAGGAGGCUAUCACUGGGAGAAUACAAGAGGGCGGUUUCGUGGUCCAAGUACUUGGUUUCUCCAGGGGCUGAGAUUAAAGGCGAAGCAGAAGAAGAUUGGGGUGCUGACAUGUCCCAAUUGUACAUUGGCUGCAAAUUUGCUUCAGGAAGACAUAGCAGGAUUUACAGAGGAGUUUAUAAGCAGAAGGAUGUGGCGAUUAAGCUUAUAAGCCAGCCGGAGGAGGAUGCCGACUUGGCGGUUUUGCUUGAGAACCAGUUCAGUUCUGAAGUGGCCUUGCUGUUUCGAUUGCAGCACCCGAAUAUCCUCACUUUUGUUGGAGCUUGUAAGAAGCCUCCUGUGUUCUGCAUAAUCACCGAGUAUUUAUCCGGGGGAUCGCUAAGAAAGUAUCUCCAUCAGCAGGAGCCACACUCUCUUCCACUCAGCCUAGUUCUCAAAUUAGCCCUUGACAUUGCACGCGGGAUGCAGUAUCUUCAUUCUCAAGGUAUACUUCAUAGGGAUCUCAAGUCGGAAAAUCUAUUGUUAGGAGAGGAUAUGUCUGUGAAAGUUGCGGAUUUCGGUAUCUCGUGCUUGGAAUCACAGUGUGGCAGUGCAAAAGGGUUUACCGGGACUUACCGUUGGAUGGCGCCUGAAAUGAUCAAAGAGAAACACCAUACGAAGAAAGUUGAUGUUUACAGUUUUGGCAUAGUUCUUUGGGAACUUUUAACAGCGUUGACACCAUUUGACAACAUGACUCCGGAACAGGCUGCAUUUGCAGUGUCACAGAAGAAUGCAAGACCUCCUUUGCCGCCCACAUGCCCGCCGGCAUUCAGUCGUCUCAUCAACCGAUGUUGGUCGAGUCGUCCAGAAAAGAGACCACAUUUCGAUGAGAUAGUUUACAUUUUGGAAGGUUAUGCAGAGUCCAUUGAGCAAGACCCAGAUUUUUUCUCAUCCCACAUGUCUCCCCAAGAUCACACCCUUUUCCUAUGCUUUCCAAAGUGGAUUGGUCGCCAUUGAUCUGCUUAUUGAAAACUGGGAAUUUUUCUUCUAGGAAUCUAUCAAUGUUAAAUACCAUAUGCUUUUCUUCUCUAGGUUCACAUCUUCAUACGAUUAUUAUUGAUUAUGAUUAUGAUUAUGAAUCUUUCUCUUUAUGGCUUGUUUACCAUCUCCUUUGAGAAUAUUGAAAUGGAAGCACUUCCUUCUAUCAGUGCUUUAGAGCAACUGUACUACUGUUUCUAUCAGUGCUUUAGAGCAACUGUACU
Fragaria vesca subsp. vesca is the source of this 1858-nucleotide messenger RNA. RefSeq names its product serine/threonine-protein kinase HT1-like. The record is from RefSeq and is a predicted model, not a curated record. Lineage: Eukaryota; Viridiplantae; Streptophyta; Magnoliopsida; Rosales; Rosaceae. Bases 570 to 1613 code for a protein of 347 amino acids. Gene Ontology annotation, molecular function: protein kinase activity; ATP binding. The transcript has 3 exons. Gene Ontology annotation, biological process: protein phosphorylation.